AUGGCUGUCGUCUCAAAGAUACUGGGCUUUCCCAGCCUUGCACUCGCCGCUGUUGUCGAAUCUUUUCUUGCCAUCAAAUUAUUUCCAGAUUACUACAGCAAUCAAAGUCACUUAGCUGCCGUGGCUACUAUCUUAGCCAUCAAUUAUGCCUUCGGAGCUUUGUUCUGGGUAGUACUGUAUCCAAUCGUUUUCAGUCCACUUAGAAGGAUACCAGGCCCAAAGGACUAUGUGAGCAUUGCCCAUCGGGCACUGGCGGUAAAAGACAAGCCUGCCGGUGAGCUCUUCCUCGAACUGGCCGAGCGAUAUCCCGGAGAAGAUUUGGUCAUGCUCAACUCACUCCGAGACCAAGUUUCCCUCAUGAACCCACAGCUGCUAGCUGACCUCCUCGUUCACAACUGCUACGACUUCACAAAGCCCAAGAGAAUCAGCUCUUUCUUACGGCAUAUCCUUGGCGAUGGCCUUAUCAUUGUUGAAGGCGACACACACAAGUUUCUGCGCAAGAACACAACGCCAGCAUUUCACUUCCGACAUAUCAAGGAGCUAUAUCCUAUGAUGUGGACGAAAGGAGAGAUACUUGCCAAGGCGUUGAAAAACGAUAUGUCUGCCUCUGGAACGUCUGUGAUUGAACUUAACGGCUGGGCAAGUAAGGUGACACUGGACAUUAUUGGCAUUGCUGGCUUGGGACGCAAGCUCGACACUGUUGAGAAGAAGCAAGACCCCCUUGCCGACAUAUUCGAACAGCUUCUGGAACCUAGCCGAGAGAAACUCAUCUUCUCCAUGUUAGCUCUCGCUGUUGGCUUGAAGUACGUUCGUCUGCUCCCAUGGAAGAUGAACAACGUGUUCAAUUAUUUGACUGGCUCUUUGAACGAUCUGUGUUAUCCGAUGAUCAAGGAGAAAAAGGCUGCCAUCAUCGAGAAGGGCGAUGACCAUUUCGAUGUAUUGUCGCUCCUGAUUAAGACAAAUAACUUCUCAGACGAGGCAUUGAAGGACCAGCUUCUGACGUUCCUGGCAGCGGGACAUGAGACCACAGCAUCCGCGCUUACUUGGGCAUGCUAUCUACUUACAAAGAACCCGGAGAUCCAAGCCAAGGUCAGAGAGGAGGUCAAGAAUGCGAUACCGGAAGACUUGGAGAGUAACAUGGCAGAUCUUGCUGGGAUCCUGGAGCAGCUCCCCUACCUCAACGGAGUCAUGCACGAGACAUUUCGACUCUACCCAACCGUGCCAAUGACCAUGCGUCAGGCCAUCCGCGACACUAGAAUCGGCGACCAGUUCAUUCCCGAGGGCACAGAUAUCAUCGUGUCGAUCUGGUAUAUCAACCGCUCGCCUGUCAUUUGGGGGCCCGACGCAGCAGAGUUCCGUCCUGAGCGAUGGAUCACGAGUGAUGGGAAGCCAAACCAGAAUGGCGGGGCCAACAGUAACUACAACUUCCUGACCUUCCUUCACGGGCCAAGGAGUUGCAUCGGUCAAGGGUUUGCUAAGGCUGAGAUGCGAUGUUUGAUGGCGACCAUGGUACGGUCUUUUGAGUGGACGCUGGCGAUGGAUGACGGGCUUGUUAUGCCCAGGGGAGUGAUUACGAUUAAGCCUGAAAAUGGCAUGUAUUUAAAUCUCAAACCUCUAUAA
Molecule: messenger RNA, 1620 nt
Organism: Fusarium sp. VM40
Lineage: Eukaryota; Fungi; Ascomycota; Sordariomycetes; Hypocreales; Nectriaceae
Source: the annotation of a GenBank genome assembly